This is a messenger RNA of Microthlaspi erraticum, 1866 nucleotides long. The record is from the annotation of a GenBank genome assembly. Lineage: Eukaryota; Viridiplantae; Streptophyta; Magnoliopsida; Brassicales; Brassicaceae.
AUGCAAGAUCUCUUCGGAUCCGUUCGCCGGUCACUGGUUUUCCGACCAACCGCCGACGAUGAGAACCAAGAGAACUAUCCUCCUCCGUUUCCUUCUCUUCUCGCCGAUAAAAUCACUACCUGCAUCCGCAAAUCCAGGGUUUUCGUCAAACCCUACUCACCACCGCCGCUUCCUCCUCCUCCUAACGCCGCCGUAACUAUAAAACCUCCGAUCCGGUGGCGGAGAGGUCAAUUGAUUGGUCGCGGCGCCUUCGGUACUGUCUACAUGGGUAUGAAUCUCGAUUCCGGAGAGCUUUUCGCCGUCAAACAGGUUCUGAUUGGAUCAAAUUGUGCAUCCAAGGAAAAAACUCAGGCUCAUAUUCAGGAGCUUGAAGAGGAAGUGAAGCUUCUCAAGAAUCACUCCCAUCCAAAUAUAGUUAGGUAUUUAGGAACUGUGAGAGAAGACGAAACUUUGAAUAUCCUGCUUGAGUUUGUUCCUGGUGGAUCUUUAUCUUCUGUAUUGGAGCAAUUUGGACCUCUUCCUGAAGCUGUUGUUGGGAAAUUCACGAAACAACUUCUUUUGGGGUUGGAGUACCUUCACAAUCAUGCAAUUAUGCACCGUGACAUCAAGGGCGCUAAUAUACUUGUGGAUAAUGAAGGAUGCAUUAAACUCGCUGAUUUUGGUGCAUCCAAACAGGUAGCAGAGCUGGCUACUAUUUCGGGUGCCAAAUCUAUGAAAGGGACUCCUUAUUGGAUGGCUCCUGAAGUUAUUCUUCAAACUGGGCAUAGCUUUUCUGCUGAUAUUUGGAGCGUAGGGUGCACAGUGAUUGAAAUGGUAACUGGGAAAGCUCCUUGGAGCGAGCAGUAUAAAGAGAUUGCUGCUAUCUUCCACAUUGGGACGACGAAGUCACAUCCUCCAAUCCCUGAGAAUCUCUCCUCUGACGCAGAAGAUUUCUUGCUCAAGUGUCUGCAGAAGGAACCGAACAUGCGACCAACCGCUUCUGAGCUGCUUAAGCAUCCGUUUGUUACGAUCAAACAAAAGGAGUCUGCUUCAGUCAUUGAGAAUUCAAGCAUUCCUUUAACAUCAGAGUUAUCUGACAUGAAGAGCUUUCAAAUGUCUACAUGUGACGAUGAAGGAGACAUCUGUAACUUGGGUAGUCUCACUUGUCCAGUCGCUUUUCCAGAGAAUCCAAUACAAAGUACCAAUUUUUCUCGGAAAAGUCGUAACGACGAUGAUGAUGAAGAUGAUAUGUGUUUGAUUGACGAUGGUAGUUUCUUGACAUAUGAUGAGAAGAACAAGAAGAGUUGUGAUACCAUGACUGAGAUCUCUGAUAUUUUGAAGUGCAAAUUCGAUGAAAAUGGAGAAACAGAGACUAAAAUCAAAAUGGAAGUUGACUCAGAGGACGAAAACGACUUGACCGAGUCAAAAAUCAAAUCUUUCUUAGAUGAGAAGGCUACAGAUCUAAAGAAGUUACAGACGCCUCUGUAUGAAGAAUUCUACAACGGUUUGAUCACUUGCUCUCCCAGCUACAUGGAGAGCAGCAGCAACAAUAAACGAGACGAGACGACGUCGUCUCGCGGUUUCUUGAAACUUCCUCCAAAGAGUAAGUCUCCGAGCCGAAGCCAUUUUAGAGCAGCGACGGAUGCAACCAGUUGCUCCAAGAGCCCAGAGAGCAGUAGCAAUAUCAAUACAAAUGAUGAACAUGAAUCAAGCGGCCAGAGUGUUGCAUUGACAGAGAUAGAGAGGAAGUGGAAGGAAGAGCUUGAUCAAGAACUUGAAAGAAAGCGAAGAGAGAUUACGCGGCAAGCAGGGAUGGGAUCAUCUCCAAGAGAGAGAAGCUUGAGCAGACAUAGAGAGAAGUCGAGAUUUGCAUCUCCAAGCAAAUGA